GGAGAGUGAAGAAACAACAGCCGCCAUUUUGUUUGUGUGUGAGCGACUAAGGGGAGGGAGCGAACGGGAGAGCCCGAGCUGGGUGGGCAAAGCCGAGGAAGGGGGAAAGCAGCGCGAGAGACCCAGAGCAACUCAGGGCUCCUGGCCGGCCAGACCCGAGAGAGCCCGAAAACUGCGUGCUGCACCCACCACCAGCCUCGCAGCCAGGAGGGGAGGGGAGUCCGUCCUCCCGGCUUUGGCUAGUGACUCGGGACCCCGGGUGGACCCCACCCACGGCCCCCCUUGGCUUCUGAGGCCGUCCGCGGGGCGAGGAGGCCGACUCGGAGGGCGCUCUGCGGCCACCCCCACCCCCCGCCGGUCCUCCAUGGCGGACCUGAGACGGAGCCGCGACAGAAGCGCCUGAGGCACCGCGUCUCCGGUUUCGAGGAGAGCCUUCUCUCCGCAGCCCCAGCGCUCGCAACCAUCCCUGUUCCCCGGGGAGGGGGGAGAGGGGGAGGGGCUGCCGUUUCCUCCUCCUGUGCUGGGAUCGAUCCCUCCGCCUGACCAGAAGGGGGGCACCCUGCCUGCUACGGAGAAAGAAAGGAAGGGGGGGGUGUCGAGCCCUGAAGCCCACCCACCUCAGCCCCCGUCCCAGGAUUCGCGCUGCCUCCAUCGGGACAACAAUCCCUCCUCCUCCUCCUCCUCUUCGUUCCUGCACAACAAGAUGUGAAGCGGAGACUCCUGGGAUUUAGCUUCAUCCUCAUCCUUACGGCUCCCCUUUCUGCAGCCAUUAGUGACUGGCGAGAAAAGCGCAGGGGGAGUUGGGGACCCUCGACGCGCUCCUCCUGACCCCCUUCCCCAGCCCCCCUUUUCAUUAGCAGUGGGCAUUUUCUCUCUCCCUUUGCAGGCUGGUUUUGGAAAGAGUGGGGAAGAAACUGGUCAGCGGAGGAGAGCGAUUCUUUCUCCUUUUUGCUCCUCUCCUCCUUCGCCCGCCUCCUUGUGGCGAUGAGGAGGAGGAGGACGACGCCGAGGAGGAAGAGGUUGAUGGCGGCGGCGAAGAGGCAGCAGCAGCAGGAGGAGGAGAAGACGACGACCCCCCGGAGGAUGAAAAUGGUGGUGUUGGCAGUGACGAGGAAGCACCAACAGCAGAACAGCCGGAUUUAAUUUGAUUUAUAAAUCCACGAGCCCUCUUAAUUAUUCUUGGGAAAGGGCUUGAUUUGUUCUCGUCCCGAUUUCUCCCCCGGCCCGGAGGAAAGACUGUUUCCACACCCUGUUUUCUAUCUGUGUUCCCCCUUAAUCGCUGCUACCCAACGGAGACCGAUCCCAACAGGCAGAAAAAGAGGAACUUUGGCGCUUUCUUGCUCAGCUCCUUUUCUCCUUACUGUUAUUCAGCUGACUCCGGAUUCAAGGAGGAGGUGACGGUAUUGGGGGUCCCCAUCUUCUGUUUGGGCUCUGUUUGUCUAAAAAGAAUUAAAAAUGGCCGAGAAUGUGGUGGAGUCGGGCCCGCCUUCAGCCAAGAGGCCUAAACUCUCCUCACCGGCGCUCUCUGUCUCUGCAAGUGAUGGCACAGGUCAUAUAAUGGGAAUGAUGAACAAUCCCAGUCCUUAUGUCCCGCCAUAUAGCCAAAACACUGGGCAACCGAUUGGAGCCACUGGACUUGGUCCUCAGAUGCAGAAUAAGCCUGUGCUACCUAACAGUUUACCCCAAUUUCCUAUGGAUAAGAAGCCAGUGCCUGGUCCAGUAAUGCCUAACAUGGGUCAACAGCAAACUCCCCCAGUUCAACAGACUGGGAUGGUGUCAACUGCCCCCCAGGGCAUGGGAUCAGGAACACCUACUGCAGACCCAGAAAAGCGCAAACUCAUUCAACAGCAACUUGUUCUCCUCUUACAUGCUCACAAAUGUCAGCGGAGGGAACAAGCAAAUGGCGAGGUGCGACAAUGUAACCUUCCUCACUGUCGUACCAUGAAGAAUGUUCUCAACCAUAUGACACAUUGUCAGGCAGGAAAAUCCUGCCAGGUGGCUCACUGUGCAUCUUCUCGACAAAUCAUAUCUCACUGGAAGAACUGUACACGGCAUGAUUGUCCUGUGUGUCUCCCUCUAAAGAAUGCUGGAGACAAAAGAAAUCAACAAUCAUUAUUAGGUGGUGCUGCAGUAGGACUUGGAAAUUCUGGUUCUGUAGGGGUGGGACAGCAGACAACACCCAACAUUAACACUACCAGCCAGAUUGACCCCAGCUCUAUUGAGAGAGCCUACGCAGCCCUUGGAUUGACAUAUCAAGGGAACCAGAUGCAGACGCAGCCACAGGCUCAAGUGAAGAGCCAGCAGCAAGGACAGUCACCACAGGGACUCCGACCCAUGAAUCCCACAAAUGCUAAUCCCAUGGGAGUGAAUGGAGGUGUUGGGGUCCAGGCCCAGAGUCUGCUUCCUGAUUCCAUGUUACAUUCAGCCAUGAAUUCACAGAAUCCCAUGAUGAAUGAAAAUGCUAAUGUUGCCAGUCUGGGGGCCAUGCCAACAGCAACACAUCCAUCUGGCAUUGGAAUUCGGAAACCAUGGCAUGAAGAUAUUACUCAGGACCUCCGAAAUCAUCUUGUUCAUAAACUAGUGCAAGCCAUAUUUCCAACACCUGACCCUGCAGCGCUAAAGGAUAGGCGCAUGGCUAAUCUCGUCUCCUAUGCUCGGAAAGUAGAAGGGGACAUGUAUGAAUCGGCAAAUAGUAGGGCAGAGUAUUAUCACUUAUUAGCAGAGAAGAUUUAUAAGAUCCAGAAGGAACUAGAGGAAAAGAGGAGAACCAGAUUGCAGAGACAAAAUAUGAUACCAAAUCCCCCUGGAAUGCCACCAGCUCCCAUGAAUCAAGGACCUGUGGGGCAGCCGCAACCUGGGAUGACAGCAAAUGGUCCUCUCCCUGAUCCAAAUAUGAUUCGUGCCAGUGUGCCAAACCAAAUGGUGAAUCGUAUGCCUACACCACCAGGAAUCAAUCAGUUUGGCCCAAUGAACAUGCAGAUGCCAUCAGUUGGACCCCGGCAAGCUCCUCCGCUUCAGCACCCUGGACAGCUAAGCCAGACAGGGACCAUGAGCCAGAUGGGAUUUCCCCCACGUAUGCAACAGCCAGGUGUUGGACAGCCUUCCAAUCAAAAUCAGUUCCUACAGCAGAACCAGUUUCCAGCAUUAUCCCCAGGAAUGAGUGCCGCAAGCACGCCUAUGUCUCAGCCUGGCAAUCAGACGCCAACUUCUCAAGCACAAAUGACAAGCUCUUCCUGUCCUGUGAACUCUCCAGUGGUGGCUUCAGGUUCUCAAGGGGGUCAUGUUCACUGCCCCCCUAUUCCACAGCCCCCUUUGCAUCGAAAUUCUCCUUCUCCUGUACCAAGUCGUACUCCCACCCCUCAUCAUACACCUCCGGGUCUGGUAUCUCAGCAGCAGCAGCAGCAGCAGCAGCAGCCACCAGCGCCACCACAGGCAACACUCACCACUGCUCCAGCCAGUGUUCCCCAAGCAAUGCCACCUGCUCCACAGGCACAAGCUAUGCAUCCUCCUCAGAGGCAGACUCCAACCCCUCCACAGGCUCAGCUGACUCCACAAGUGCAGCCUCCAGUUUCAGUUACCCCUUCAGCAGAACAGCAACUGCCACAGCAGCCUCUCUCACAGCAGAGCACGACUGCAUCUGUGCCCACCCCGACAGCACCACUGCAGCCUCAGCAUCCUUCAACACCUCUUUCACAGCCAGGGGUAAGCAUAGAUGGGCAGGUAUCGAACCCACCAUCCACCAGCAGCGCAGAUGUGAACUCUCAGCAGGCUGCUCCUGAGCAGCAGCAGCAACCUUUGCCUGAAAUUAAAAUGGAGGUUAAAAUGGAAGAAGAGGAGUCAGAACAAACAGACCUUCCAAUGGAAGAGAAACCAGAGGUUAAAGUAGAGUCCAUGUCAGAAGAAUGUAAAUCUGAACCAGCCGAGCAAGAGGAAAAGAAACCAGAAAUGAAAUCAGAAAUGAAGGAGGAGGAAGAAAGACCGAGUACUCCUGGUACCCAGUCUUCACCAGCUUCUGGACAGUCAAAGAGGAAAAUUUUCAAGCCAGAGGAAUUGGGGCGAAGGCACUUAUGUCUGCCAACUUUGGAAGGCAUCUUACGAUCACAGGGAUCCAGAGUCCCUUCCCCUCCGACAGACCAGUGGAUCCCCAACUACUUGGAAUUCCUGAAAAAUGAUACACUGGACCCUGAACAAUUUGUUGAAUGUAUGAAAGAAUGUGGAAAAAAUGCAUCAGAUUUGUGUAAUUUCCACAAUGAGAUAAUCUGGCCUCUGGGUGACUUUGUCUGUGACGGUUGCCUCAAGAAAACAGGACGAACUAGGAGAGAGAAUAGAUUCUCUGCUAGAAGGUUACCAACCACAAGGCUUGGUACUUUCUUGGAAAACAGAGUGAAUGAUUUCCUGAGAAGACAGAAUCACCCUGAGUCGGGUGAAGUAAUUGUUAGAGUUGUUCAUACUUCAGAGAAAACUGUAGAAGUUAAACCAGGAAUGAAAGCAAGAUUUGUAGAUAGUGGAGAGAUGGCAAGAACAGUUCCCAUAUCUACAAAAGCCCUUUUGCUUCUUUGGAGGAAAUUGGACGGUGUAGAUUUGUGCUUUUUUGGUAUGCAUGUUCAAGAAUAUGGGUCAGAUUGCCCACAACCCAACCAGAGGCUGGUAUACAUAUCGCAUCUUUGACAGUGUUCAUUUUCACCUAAAUGUUUGAGGACUGCCGUGUAUCACGAAAUACUAAUAGGAUACCUAGAGUAUGUCAAGAAGUUGGGGUAAAUAUGGCCAACUGGACACAUCUGGGCCUGCCCACCCAGUGAAGGAGAUGACUAUAUUUUCCAUUGCCAUCCUCCUGAUCAGAAGAUACCCAAGCCCAAACGACUGCAAGAGUGGUACAAAAGAUGCUGGAUAAAUCAGUGUCUGAGCCGCAUAGUCCAUGAUUACAAGGAUAUUUUUAAGCAGGCAACAGAAGACCGCUUAACAAGUGCAAAAGAGCUGCCUUAUUUUGAAGGAGACUUCUGGCCCAAUGUUCUAGAGGAGAGCAUUAAGGAGCUGGAACAGGAAGAGGAAGAGCUGAAGAGAGAAGAAAACACUAGCAAUGAGAGCACUGAUGUGAGCAAAGGAGAUAGUAAAAAUGCCAAAAAGAAGAACAACAAGAAGACGAGUAAAAACAAGAGCAGCUUGAGCCGCGGUAAUAAGAAGAAGCCUGGAAUGCCCAAUGUCUCCAAUGACCUCUCCCAGAAACUGUAUGCCACUAUGGAGAAGCACAAGGAGGUAUUCUUUGUUAUCCGUCUCAUCGCUGGUCCUUCAGCCAAUUCCCUGCCUCCUAUCAUUGAACCUGAUCCACUCAUUCCAUGUGAUUUGAUGGAUGGGCGCGACGCCUUCCUCACGCUUGCUAGAGACAAACAUCUUGAGUUUUCCUCACUGCGAAGGGCAAUGUGGUCAACCAUGUGCAUGCUGGUGGAGCUGCAUACUCAGAGCCAGGACCGUUUUGUUUAUACCUGCAAUGAGUGCAAGCACCACGUGGAGACAAGAUGGCACUGCACUGUCUGUGAGGAUUAUGACCUGUGCAUCACCUGCUAUAACACUAAAAACCAUGAACACAAGAUGGAGAAACUGGGCCUUGGUAUUGAUGAUGAGAGCAACAACCAACAGUCAGCCACCACUCAGAGUCCUGGUGAUUCACGUCGCCUGAGCAUCCAGCGCUGCAUCCAGUCUUUGGUCCAUGCCUGCCAGUGUCGCAACGCCAACUGUUCACUGCCGUCCUGUCAGAAGAUGAAGAGGGUGGUCCAGCACACCAAAGGCUGCAAGCGCAAAACCAACGGAGGGUGCCCCAUCUGCAAGCAGCUCAUUGCUCUUUGCUGCUACCAUGCUAAGCACUGCCAGGAGAACAAGUGCCCAGUGCCCUUUUGCCUCAACAUCAAACACAAGCUCCGUCAGCAGCAGCUUCAGCAUCGCCUGCAGCAGGCCCAGAUGCUCCGAAGGAGAAUGGCAAGCAUGCAGAGGACCGGCAUAGUAGGCCAGCAGACAGGGUUGCCCUCCCCCACACCCGCCACACCUACUACUCCAACAGGCCCACAGACACCAACUUCUCAGACUGCACAGCUGCAGCCUCAAACCCAGGCUGUCUCACAGCCGCAGCCUACACUUCCCAAUACGAUUCCUUCAUAUAGUGUGUCACGAAACCAGGCUUCUGGUUCUGUGUCCCAAGGCAAGGCAGGUGGCCAGAUAACUCCUCCGACGACUCCCCAGACUGCUCAGCCAUCUAUCCAGGGUCCUCCUCCAGCUGCAGUGGAAAUAGCCAUGCAGAUCCAGCGAGUAGCCGAUCACCAGCGGCAGAUGGCUCAUGUUCCCAUUUUUCAGAGGCCAAUUCAACACCAGAUACCCCAGAUAAAUCCAAUGCAGCCUAUUGGUGUAACCCCCCCUCAGAUGGCUAGAGGUCCCGGUGGCCACAUAGAUCAAGGGAUAGGACCAACAGGAAUUCAGCAGCAGCCAGCAUGGGCCCAGGGAGGGUUGCCCCAACCUCCACAGAUGCAGCCAGGAAUGCAAAGACCACCCAUGAUGUCAGUGGCCCAGCCAGGACAGCCCAUGAAUAUGUCUCCACAGCCAGGGAUGGGUCAGGUGCCAGGUGCACCUCAGCCAAGACGAAGUUCUCUGCCCCAGGCAGCCUUACAAAAUCUGCUGCGGACUCUCAGGUCUCCCAGCUCUCCCAUGCAGCAGCAGCAGGUGCUUAACAUCCUGCACUCCAACCCUCAGCUGUUAGCUGCCUUCAUCAAGGAGCGGGUCAAGCAUCAAGCAGGGCUACAGCAGCAGCAGCAGCAACAGGCAGCAAUGCCAGGGCAGCAAGGGGUGCACCCAAAUCCAGCCAUGCAGAACAUGAAUCCGAUGCAGGCUGGAGUCCAGCGGCCCAGCAUGCCCCAGCAGUCACCCCCGCAGCAGCCUCCACCUCAGCAGGCUAUGGGCGGGAUGAAUCCUCAGGCACAGCCGAUGAACAUGAAUCACUCGGGAAUGACUCCCCAGUUCCGAGAACUGUUGAGACGACAGCAGAUGCUUGAACGCCAGCAGCAGCUGCAGCAGCAACAGCAACAAGUAGCAGGACCAGGGCUGGGGCCAGGCAUGGCCAACCAUAACCAGUUCCAACAGCCCCAGGGAGUCGGGUACCCCCAGCAGCAGCAGCAGCGGAUGCAGCAUCACAUGCAGCAGAUGCAACAAGGAAAUAUGGGACAAAUGAGCCAGCUUCCACAAGCAAUGAGCACAGACACAGGAGCAACCUUGCAGCAGGCCUUCCAGCAGAGGCUACUCCAGCAGCAGAUGGGAUCACCAGCUCAGCCGAAUCCCAUGAGCCCCCAGCAACACAUGCUCCCUAGCCAGGCCCAGUCUCCACACUUACAAGGCCAGCAGAUUCCAUCGUCACUCGCCAAUCAAGUGCGCUCUCCACAGCCGGUCCCUUCACCCCGGCCCCAGUCCCAGCCUCCUCACUCUAGCCCUUCUCCUAGGAUGCAGCCUCAACCUUCUCCACAUCAUGUCUCCCCACAGACCAGCUCCCCACAUCCAGGACUGGUAGCUGCCCAGGCGAACCCCAUGGAUCAAGGGCACUUUGCCAGCCCGGACCAGAGUGCAAUGCUUUCUCAGCUUGCUAGUAAUCCAGGCAUGGCUGGCCUCCAUGGUGCAAGUGCCACAGAACUGGGGCUCAGCUCAGAUAAUUCAGACUUGAAUUCAAACCUUUCACAGAGUACACUAGACAUACACUAAGACACAUUGUAGCAUUUUGGGAGCAAAAAAAAGAACUUAUUUUCUCAAGACUUUUUGUACUGAAGACAAUUUUUUUGAAUAUUUCUUAGCAGAAGUAACAAUUUUCCCUGGAACACAUCUGAACUCUGCAGCAGUAGUGUUUGGUUUUAAACACAAGAAACCAAUAAAAUGAACCUGAGGGACAAUACAAUACAAAGAAAAUAUAUUUUUGUUAUGGCUGGAAUCCUAACCAGUCCUUAUCCCCUCGCCCUUGUUUUUGUUUUCCCUUUGUGUGCGUUGAGGAGGUUCUUGGAAGGGGGGUAGUUAUUUGGCUGCUGACCAAAUGGCUCUCUUCUCUUGCCUCCAAUAGGUUUUAUUUUUUUUUAAAUUAAUGAAAAUAUGUAAUAUUGAUAGUUAUUUACUGAGGCAGAUGGUUAACAUUUUCCCUAUUCUGUUUUUUUCCACACAUCUACUGCAAAAAAAAAAAGAAAAGAAAAAAAAACAGGAGAACAUUUCCUAAAACUGGAGGACAAAAAGGGUGAAUGUUGCUUUAAAAAUACAGUGCAUAUAUAUAAAUAUAUAUUAAAGAUAAAUACCAAUUUUUCCUCUUUGGUUGGAAAGAUGUCAAUUCUUUUAAAAUUGUAAAAAAUUAAGUAACCCAGUCUCCUUCCCGAAGUCUACUUUUGUCCUCCAAGAAUUUUCUAUACCAGAGUCUGAGCUUAAACUUCAAGUAUUAAAAAUUUGUACAUGUAGAGAGAAGACAUUUUGCAAAUACACAGGGCAGCUGCCAAAUGGAUGUAGUAUAUAUAUUGUGGUUUGUUUUCUUGAAAGAAUUUUUUUGUUAUUUUUACAUCUAACAAAGGAAAAAAAUAAAGAGGGUAAGAAACUAUUCCAAGGGUAUAAAUUUUAACCUGAGAGAGAAUCCCUGGGGUUUCUUCUUUACGCUUGCUUUCUCUUUCCCUCCCUCCCUCCCCUUUUCUUCCUCUUCCAUUUUCUGUAAAACUUGAAAAUAGAAAGCAAAAAACCCUCAAAUGUUGUAAAUCAUGCAAUUAAAGUUGAUUACUUAUAAAUAUGAACUUUCGAUCACUGUAUAGACUGUUAAAAUUGAUUUCUUAUUACCUAUUGUUAAAUAAACUGUGUGAGACAGA
This is a messenger RNA of Sphaerodactylus townsendi, 8858 nucleotides long. RefSeq names its product E1A binding protein p300 (gene EP300). Gene Ontology annotation, molecular function: chromatin DNA binding; histone acetyltransferase activity; zinc ion binding. Gene Ontology annotation, biological process: positive regulation of transcription by RNA polymerase II. Gene Ontology annotation, cellular component: nucleus; transcription regulator complex; histone acetyltransferase complex. The record is from RefSeq and is a predicted model, not a curated record. Lineage: Eukaryota; Metazoa; Chordata; Lepidosauria; Squamata; Sphaerodactylidae.